CACACUUGCAGCCACCUUGCUCCCUGGGGCUCCCAGCCCGGCCUCCGCCUCCUCAGUGCCAGCUCAGCUGCCCAUGGCCCCCGAGAUGGACCAGUUCUACAGAUCCACCAUGGCCAUCUACAAGAGCAUCAUGGAACAGUUCAACCCUGCCCUGGAGAACCUGGUGUACCUGGGUAAUAACUACCUGCGGGCCUUCCACGCUCUGUCUGAGGCAGCCGAGGUGUACUUCAGCGCCAUCCAGAAAAUUGGGGAGCAGGCCCUGCAAAGCUCUACCUCUCAGAUUCUGGGUGAGAUCCUAGUGCAAAUGUCCGACACACAACGGCACUUGAACUCAGACCUGGAGGUGGUGGUGCAGACAUUCCAUGGAGACCUGCUGCAGCACAUGGAGAAGAACACCAAGCUGGACAUGCAGUACAUCAAGGAUAGCCGCCAGCACUACGAGAUCGAGUACCGCCACCGAGCGGCCAACCUGGAGAAGUGCAUGUCUGAGCUGUGGCGCCUGGAACGCAAUCGGGACAAGAAUGCGCGGGAGAUGAAGGAGAGCGUGAACCGGCUGCACGCGCAGAUGCAGGCGUUCGUGUCGGAGAGCCAACGGUCAGCCGAGCUGGAGGAGAAGCGCAGGUACCGCUUCCUGGCGGAGAAGCACCUGCUGCUCUCCAACACCCUGCUGCAGUUCUUCAGCCGGGUGAGCUGGGGCGUGGAGGGGAUGGGGGGCGGCCCGCCUGUGCCCUGCAGGAGUGGCUGGUUCCCUGAGGCCUACGUGAAGCCCUUGGAGGAGACGCCUGCGAGCCCCCUGCGCCCCCCGAGCCCCAUGACCUCCCCAAACCCGAUGAACGAGCUUCCUGCCAGGUCCUACCCCCUCCGGGGAAGCCACAGCCUCAAUGACCUCCUGGGCCAGCCGGGCAACUCCACGGUGCCCCCCGAGUACUGGGAUGGCCAGUCCCGCUCCCGGACCCCAAGCCGCGUCCCCAGCCGUGCCCCCAGCCCUGUGCCCACGCCUCUGCCCGGCAGCCGCAGGGGCAGCAUGGGCAGCACGGGGGCGGUCAGCAACGUGAAGCCCCUCACUGCCUGGGAGCAGCACCCGCCAGAGCUCUUCCCUCGGGGCACAAACCCCUUUGCCACCGUGAAGCUGCGCCCCACCGUCACCAAUGACCGCUCAGCCCCCCUCAUCCGCUGAGCCGCCUCCUCCCUGAGCUCUGCCCAGGCCGCACGCGCCUUAGAUCCAAGAUGGCAGGGCGCUGGUGCCCAGCCGCCGAUGCCCAGCGCCCCCGGCCUCAGCCGCUACCGGGCAAGGACCUGGGCUCUUCAGCAUGCAGCAGGCGGACUUGGGGGACAGCAGUGUCUUCCUUCCAGGGGCUAGGCCUCUCCUGGUGUGGGGGGAGGUCCGGCCUCCUGCUCCCUGCCCCCUUCCUGCCCUGCCAGCCCCACCUCUGCCCUUGCGCUCCCCCUGGGACUUUUGUAAAGGAAAAAUAA
Molecule: messenger RNA, 1473 nt
Organism: Dipodomys ordii (Ord's kangaroo rat)
Lineage: Eukaryota; Metazoa; Chordata; Mammalia; Rodentia; Heteromyidae
Gene: Baiap2l2
Product: BAI1-associated protein 2-like 2
Exons: 11
Coding region: 74-1177 (367 amino acids)
Biological process (GO): actin crosslink formation; positive regulation of actin filament polymerization; actin filament bundle assembly
Cellular component (GO): nucleoplasm; cytosol
Source: RefSeq, a predicted model, not a curated record